AUGAGAGAUAUAAUAAAAGUUAGAUUAAUAUUUGAAUUAUAAGUUUAAUAUAUAUUGUACAGAUAUUGGAUUUUAUUUGCUGAGUUUUGUGGAUACUUUUGGAACCAAUGCUUCAUUCAUUUUAGAGUCUUAUUUGAAGUGUUUUACUUUGGAUCAAAAGAGAGAUUUGAAAAAUUGAAGAUGGAUGGAUUUAGAGAAAUGUGGGAAUUACGUUCCUUGGUUAAUUGAAUUUGCAUUAACAAAACUCUGCGAUUAUACUGUUAUUGUAUUGUUAAUAAUAUCGGUUAUCUAAUAAGUCAAAAGUUCUCUUGAUUAUUCAUUUAUGUUGUUUUGAUCGGCAUCGGCUGGUUUAUUUCUUUCUCGCGAUUUAUAGCUGCCAUUAAGAUAUGCAUCGAGUAACUUUAAUUUAUUAUCAUAGAAAUCGCAAUAGAAUUGA
Molecule: messenger RNA, 436 nt
Organism: Paramecium octaurelia
Lineage: Eukaryota; Ciliophora; Oligohymenophorea; Peniculida; Parameciidae
Source: the annotation of a GenBank genome assembly